AUGUUGGGUCCUUACAAUAUCGUGGAUGUAAUACUGCGAGAUGUCGUGUCAAGAGGAUCUUUGGUGAAGCAAGCUAUUCGAAAAGUGAAGGGGCCAGUGCAGCAUGCUGAUCACCGAUUACUACUUUAUAAAUCCUAUAAUCCACUACUUGUACAGAGAGACUUUGCAGAACUGCUGCCAGAAAAUCAAUUACGUUUAGAUAUUAAAGAAACUGAAUCUUCAACUUUUGAUCUGCAUAAAGUACGAGAUGGACGGUUUUUUAUGUUCAGAGAUAAGUAUCUGUUACAGUUUGCUAGUCGACUGGGACUAAGGUCAUAUUUACGGAGUACUGAGCAUACAUUUUUGGACGAACGCAUACUGGGACUUAAAGAACCUGGGGAUAAAAUAUUGUAUGAUUAUGCUGUGUAUCAGCGAAACCUAAAGGCCGCCUUUACGUCGCAAAAAGCGUAUGAAGAAGCUCUUCAUACUGAACCUGAAAAAGUAGAGGAUAUAACAGCACAUUUGUCCACUUCUCCGGGGGUUAAGGAUAUCGAAGCGAAGUCUGUCCUGGUGUGGGAUUUUCCUUCAAAUUUUACAUCGGAAGACAUAAAGGCUACUUACUGGUGGUAUGGCAUUAAGACUUGCUUCAAACUAUAUUCUGACGAGACUAACGGAAAAACUUUAACAUAUCUGGCCUUCUAUGAUAAUGAAGAAGCCUCCAAGUUUACAUUAAACAUGCAUGGAGCAUUCUCGGCGGAUGGCAAAGCACUGCUUGUAGAAGCGCUAUAG
Molecule: messenger RNA, 768 nt
Organism: Eremothecium sinecaudum
Lineage: Eukaryota; Fungi; Ascomycota; Saccharomycetes; Saccharomycetales; Saccharomycetaceae
Gene: PET54
Product: Pet54p
Exons: 1
Coding region: 1-768 (255 amino acids)
Molecular function (GO): nucleic acid binding
Source: RefSeq, a predicted model, not a curated record